Paramisgurnus dabryanus is the source of this 1022-nucleotide messenger RNA. RefSeq names its product dual specificity protein phosphatase 13A-like. Gene Ontology annotation, molecular function: protein tyrosine/serine/threonine phosphatase activity; MAP kinase phosphatase activity. Gene Ontology annotation, biological process: protein dephosphorylation; negative regulation of MAPK cascade. The record is from RefSeq and is a predicted model, not a curated record. Gene Ontology annotation, cellular component: cytoplasm. Lineage: Eukaryota; Metazoa; Chordata; Actinopteri; Cypriniformes; Cobitidae.
AAAGAAAACGAUGGCUCGUAAAUACAGCAGGAAAGAAUAUCUGUCUGUAAAAGACCUGCAGAAAGUUUUAAACUCGUGUAAGUUAGAGCUACACCAAAUCGAUGAGGUCUGGCCAAACAUUUACAUCGGCAACGUAGGAAUAGCUCAGAACAGAAGUGCCCUGCAGAAACUUGGCAUCACUCAUAUUCUGAACGCUGCCCACUCCAAAAGAGGAAGCAUUGGGGACCAAAACUACUAUGGCACCAAUUUUGUGUACUGCGGUAUCCCUGCUGAAGACUCCACAUACUUUGACUUGGACGUUUAUUUCAAGCCAGCAGCAGAUUUCAUUCACAAAGCCCUUCAUGCUCCUGAUGGGAAGGUUCUGGUGCAUUGCAUCAUGGGAAUGAGCCGCUCCUCGACGCUGGUGCUGGCAUACCUGAUGCUUUAUCACGAUAUGCCUUUAUACAAAGCUUUACAGCGUGUCAUCCAGAAACGAGCCAUAUAUCCCAACAAAAACUUCUUGGCAUUGCUGUUGGACCUGGACCUACAGAGGAAGAGGAAGCACAGAACAUGUGUCCUGCUGUGAGGAAACAAAAACACUGCUGCUUUAAAUGAUGAACUAUCAUAAUAUAUUUAAAAGAGAGUUAUGAAAAGUGGAUUUCUGGACCAAUAAGAUUUCAGCGUGCUACCUAACACAACCAUGGAGAAACCAAACAAGUGUCAUGUCUGUGCCACUGGCAUGUUUGAUUUUUGGGUAUGAUACAGAGUAAAACUAAGAUUUUUGCUUAAGAUAGACAAUAAAACAAUUUUAUAAAUCUCAGAGGAGCAAUUUAAUACAUUAACACUUAGUAAGAAAUGUUUAUCUCCUUACACUCACACAAUAACAGAUACACAACUCUACCUCUCCAACGAUGUACAGAUUACACUGAAUACAACACAACAUAUAAAUGGACCAAAACACUAACACAUGUAUGUGAAACAAUAAUGUACAUUGAAUAAUAUGUUACAAACUUUAAAAAUUCAAAAUAAAUGCUUUAAAUUGA